AUGUCCCUAUCACCGACGUUUACACGCUCUCCUCCAGAGAUAAACAUUGCCAAAAUAUCUUUCCCGGCUCCUCGGGUACUUCUCGUAACAAUUUCACGUCCCAAGGCCCUCAACGCCAUUGCCAUUUCAGGUAGCUGGGAACUCGCCUCGCUCUUCGAAUGGUUCGACGAGGAGCCCUCGCUAUGGGUCAGUAUCGUAACGGGAGAAGGCCGUACUUUCUCAGCUGGUGCUGAUCUGAAGGCGUGGAAUGACGAGAUCGGGUCCGGCAGCUUUGGAGAAAUGCCGUCCUCGGGGUUCGCUGGUCUCUCACGUCGAACUGGAAAAAAGCCCGUCAUAGCUGCAGUCAACGGGAUAGCAUACGGAGGAGGCUUCGAGGCGGUGGUCAACUGCGACCUCGUUAUUGCUAGUGCUACGGCAAAGUUCUGCUUCCCGGAGGUGAAGCGCGGUGUGGCCCCCUUUGCGGGAGCAAUGCCUCGUCUGGUCCGCACAAUAGGAAAGCAGCGCGCGAUGGAACUGAUGUUGACGGGCCGCGUCCUUCCGGCCCGGGAGGCCAAGGAAUGGGCACUUGUUAAUGUGAUUUGCCCCGAAGGACGAGAUGUGGUGGAUGAAGCCUUAAAGUGGGCGAAAGUUAUUGCCGAGAACAGUCCCGAUUCUGUUAUUGUCACCAAGCAAGGCAUCAAUUGGGGCUGGGAAGGUGUCGGCGCUGAUGACGGGACUCGCAUCAGUAAUAGCCUGUGGCAUCAUAAGCUAUUGGCUGGAGAUAACAUCAAGGAGGGUUUGAAGGCGUUUGUGGAGAAAAGAAGCCCGAGGUGGACUGAUAGCAAGCUGUAA
Molecule: messenger RNA, 831 nt
Organism: Trichoderma citrinoviride
Lineage: Eukaryota; Fungi; Ascomycota; Sordariomycetes; Hypocreales; Hypocreaceae
Product: ClpP/crotonase
Exons: 2
Coding region: 1-831 (276 amino acids)
Biological process (GO): fatty acid beta-oxidation
Cellular component (GO): mitochondrion
Molecular function (GO): enoyl-CoA hydratase activity
Source: RefSeq, a predicted model, not a curated record